GUGUACGUAAUCACUUUACCCGAUUGUAGAACAUGGCGGAGAAAAGAAACGCGCAGGGGUCAGCGGUCAAGUACGCUCAACCAAUUGACUCUAAACGGGAUAAACUGAAUCCCGAGCAGGUACAGUUCAUGCGGAAGGCGGAAAUUGCACAAUGGGGAAAAAACGCUGGAAGGUUGCGGAGUCGGAACUUCAUCACUGGACUCGCAAUUGGAGGCAUCGUGCUGGGGAUUUAUGGAUACACUUUCUAUUCCGUGUCCCAGGAAAAAUUUUUAGAUGAACUGGAAAAUGAAGCAAAAGUGGCAAGAGCAAACUAUCCUAAGACAUCUGCCAACUGAACUGCCUUGGUAUAACCAGAAGAUUACUUGUUAACCUUACUUUAUUUUCAUGGUUGUUAGCAGAUUGAGACAUUGAUAUACAACUUGCCUUAUCUUCAGUCCAAUCAGAUAGUUCUGACAAGACGCGAAUCAGUUUCUAUAGAUCAUGCCAUGAUACGCGUAAGAGAAAAUACAUUUGGUUCAUACAUUCGCUGUUGGAACACUUGUUUAAAUAUACAUAACUAUUGAUGUUUGCAUCCAAAUAUCCUGUUAAAUAAAUAAAAUACUUUUUUCAAGUUGAAA
This is a messenger RNA of Spea bombifrons (plains spadefoot toad), 617 nucleotides long. RefSeq names its product cytochrome c oxidase assembly factor 3 homolog, mitochondrial. Lineage: Eukaryota; Metazoa; Chordata; Amphibia; Anura; Pelobatidae. Gene Ontology annotation, cellular component: mitochondrial inner membrane. The transcript has 2 exons. The record is from RefSeq and is a predicted model, not a curated record. Gene Ontology annotation, biological process: mitochondrial respiratory chain complex IV assembly. Bases 33 to 335 code for a protein of 100 amino acids.